Molecule: messenger RNA, 1155 nt
Organism: Fulvia fulva
Lineage: Eukaryota; Fungi; Ascomycota; Dothideomycetes; Mycosphaerellales; Mycosphaerellaceae
Exons: 1
Coding region: 1-1155 (384 amino acids)
Biological process (GO): mRNA alternative polyadenylation
Cellular component (GO): mRNA cleavage and polyadenylation specificity factor complex
Molecular function (GO): mRNA binding
Source: RefSeq, a predicted model, not a curated record
AUGUCGACCGAAGACGACAACUUCGACAUUGACAUCUACGGCGACGCGGAGCAGCAAGAAGCUCCACCACAGGACGACCACAACGAUGACACGAACUUUGCCGACGAUUCAAACUUCCAAUACGAUGGCGCAAACGAUGCACCCGCCCAGGACGACAGCGCUCAGGCAGCAGACACACCUUCACAACAGCCACAGGCUUCAAGCGCGCCCGCUCAGGCUGGCACCAAGCGGAAGGCCGAAGACGACGAUUUCGAGGAUCAAUCAGCCGCUGCACAACAGAACAGCGCCGCCCACGCAUCAAAUCAGCAGCAAUCACAAAAUCAACAACCUCAAGACCCGCACGCAACAGCAGCCUUGAAGCUCGGCGAGCUCCACUGGUGGACAAACGAAGAAGACCUCCGCCUCUUCUGUGCCCGCGCCGGCGUUGAGGAACAGCUCCAAGACCUAUCCUUCGGCGAGCACAAGAUUAAUGGCAAGUCGCGCGGCGAAGCAUACCUCGAGUUCUCCACGGCCUACGCUGCAGACGCCGCCAAGCGCGAGUUCGAGCGCAAAGAGCCGGCGAAAGACGGCCAGUCCGAGCCCAAGAAACCACACCCUUUCACAGUCUGGUUCACGAGCGUGAGCAAUCCCUUCAAAGGCCGUGACAGUGGGGCCAUGGGCAAGAAAGACACGGGCGCCUACAACUCUUUCGGCAAUCGAGGCGGCGGCGACUUCAGAGGCCGGGGAGGCUUCGACCGUGGACGCGGAGGGUUCAGAGGUGGCGGCGGAUACCAAAAUCGCGGCGGCUUCCAAAACAAUAACAACAACAUGGCUCCACAAGGCGGCUUCAAUCCUGCGAUGGGCGGCAUGGGCGGCUACGGCAAUCCCAUGAUGGGCAUGGGAGGCAUGAUGGGCAACAUGAUGGGAAUGGGCAACAUGGCUCGCGGCGGUAUGAUGGGUGGACGUGGCGGAUUCGGAAUGGGCAAUAUGGGAAUGGGAGGAAUGAUGCCACAAGCUCGAGGUGGCAUGAUGAACCAGCGCGGAGGCUGGGGUGGAGGAGGUGGAGGUUAUCCACAAGGUGGAGGAAUGCAGGGAGGAUAUGGCGGCGGCGGCUACGGCGGGCAGCAGCAGCAGCAGCAGCAGCAGGGUCCGAACAAGAGGAUGAAGCCGGAGUAG